AUGAAUAAAAUUUUACAAAACCACACAGCUCACUCAGGGUCUGUGAACAAGCUGUCCUUUCAUGCUUCAGGCAACUACUUAUUGACAGGGUCUGAUGAUGCCACACUAAAAAUAUUUGAUCUUCUGGAAGGAAGAAUAUUUUAUACACUUCAUGGCCACCAGGGUCCAGUGACUGCAGUUACAUUUUCUACAAGUGGAGAUUACUUUGCUUCUGGUGGACACGAUGAACAGGUGUUGGUGUGGAAAACAAACUUUGAUGUGAUUAGAGAGGAAACUGCUAAAACAAAACGCAGACGAGAUCAGUCGUGUGAACGACCAACUGUAGAAGACAUCCCUCCACGCCAGGAGAAAGUAGUCUCUCCAAGAUUAAAGUCCCAUGACCAUUUGAUUGAUGCAAAACAGCAGCUCUUCAGACUGGAUGAUGUAGCACAUGAUAUCACAAAUGUUAUGCCAGUUUUGAGAAAAUUUGAGAAGGAAAACAAGUCAUCUAACAGAAACACUGAUCUAGAAAACACAGCUAUGCAACCUCUGGGUGUCCAGUUACCUCAGGAACUGACCACCUUUAUGAAGCACGUGGCUGGACAGUUAGAUAUCCUAACCCAGACUGUGUCUUUGAUUGAAGAAAGACUAACGAUUACUGAGAACAAGCUGGCUGAAUGUCUGGAGCAGAAGAAGUCAUUUACUUAA
Candidula unifasciata is the source of this 687-nucleotide messenger RNA. The record is from the annotation of a GenBank genome assembly. Lineage: Eukaryota; Metazoa; Mollusca; Gastropoda; Stylommatophora; Geomitridae.